Molecule: messenger RNA, 822 nt
Organism: Effrenium voratum
Lineage: Eukaryota; Dinophyceae; Suessiales; Symbiodiniaceae
Source: the annotation of a GenBank genome assembly
AUGCCGUACGACGUGUUCACGGAGGAGCGGGAGAACGAGGCGAUGUCCUGCCAGGUGGAGGAGAUGAACUCCAAGAUGGCGGCGGCACAGGGCGCGCAGAAGGAGACCACCAAGAGGGUAGUGGAGCGCAUGAGCGUGAACCGCGACGUGAGCUUAGUGCUGCACAUGGUGCAAGGCUGGAGGCGAGAGGUGGACGAGAGCAAGAAGGAUGGACUGCACGCGGAGACCCUGGCGAAUGCCCAAGCGCGGCUCAGGGCCUUCCUGCAGGGCAAGAAUGAGGGUGCGCUGAAGUUCCUGAAGAUGGCCCUGGGCGGCAGCGACACGGCGGUGGUCACCGAGGCGUGGGUGAGCUGGAAGCAGACGACCCUCGAUGUGAAGAGGGAGGCCGAGGUGAAGAAGGCUGCCGAAGAGGCAGCCAAGCUGAAACAGGAGUACAGGGAGCAGCACAUCAAGGUGGCGAGGUCCGCGAUGAACCGCGCUGCCGCGGUACAUGAGCAGAACUUGCUCAUCGAGAUGUUCGAAAACUGGAGGGUGGACAGCCGAGUGGAGCACACUGCUGUGAAGUACGGCGCAAAGAUCGACGCGAAGCGGCAACAGCUGGCCGGGGUGCAUCAGAUGUUCCGGGAGUUUGCCCACCAGCUGGAGGGCAGCCUCAAGAAGAGCCUCGACUCCGACCGGCAAGAUCGGCAGCCUCUCCGGAGGACUAGGACUCUCCACAAGAUGGAGACCGGCACCGUUUCGCUGCCGGACAUCCACAAGCCCCCCACGCCCACGGAGAAGAUCAAGGCAGACAUUCCUCAGCCGAAGAUGGCCUGGGGCUGA